This is a messenger RNA of Anopheles stephensi (Asian malaria mosquito), 8050 nucleotides long. It is a transcript of the gene lbk, whose product is annotated as leucine-rich repeats and immunoglobulin-like domains protein 2. Bases 1960 to 5472 code for a protein of 1170 amino acids. The record is from RefSeq and is a predicted model, not a curated record. NCBI's taxonomy places the organism in Eukaryota, Metazoa, Arthropoda, Insecta, Diptera, Culicidae. Gene Ontology annotation, molecular function: protein binding. The transcript has 6 exons.
AUUCAAUUCGUUCUUGACGCUGCCGCUGAACGGUUCGUCGGGUUUUCCGCACCGGCCGUACGUGUUUGUGUGCCUUUUUUUGUUCGCUCUUGCACGCCAACCGAGAGCGCGCGCGAGAGUGCAGAGAAACUUUUGUUUUGACAGUUGAGCAUAUUCCCGUAGUGCGGCGAAGUGGUGCGUACCUAUGCUGAGCCAAAGGAACGAGCAAACGGGAUGGAAGAUUGAUAUCGAAAGCAUAGUGUGGUUGGUGUGUGUUGUAUUGGACGGUUUGGUGAUAUGCUAGUGUGUCGUUCGGCGGGGGGUGAGUUGUUCAAGCGCUUUUGUGCAGCGCGAAAAGUGUGACUUUUUGAAUUGAUUUUUCACCACCAAUUCUUAACUUUUCCGAACGGCUGCCUAGUUCUGUCCGGUGAUAGUGACGAAAAUUGUGCCUACAUGUGACCAACCGUGAGCUUACAUAAACGGAAACCAUUAGAAAUAGCGAUAAAUGCGCACACACACGGUGUCUCGUUUUCGAGGAGUUUAUGUGGCUGUGGUGUAAAUAGCGGCAGCAAAACCGAUAUGCCCUUUCCUGGUGUGUUGCCAUAAUCGGAUGGUGGUAGUGCUGAAGGCAGCUGUAAACGGUCGCGUAACAUACUAGAAAACAGAAACGAACGGGGCAGAAAUAGAAGCACGGCAUGCUGUGAUGCAGAGAUGCAAUUGCUGUACAAGCGACGCAUUGGUGUGUGUAGUCGGGGCGACCAGGCAGCAACAAUAACAAAAACUCCCAAAAAUUAAUCAAACUCCGUGGGUCGCACCGAAACGGUGUGUCUCCCCCGUUGUGACAGCGACGCGUAAUGUUAGCCCGCUUACUGUUGGUGUGUGAGUGUGUGUGUGUGUGUGUUUGCGCACAGGCGCGCUUAGCGUGGGUGUACGGUAGUGUGGGAGUGGUGUGUAUGUUUUGAUCUCGUGUUGCGUGGUGUUGCGCUCGGAAGAUACAACCCCACCGGGCUCUUCCAACAUCAUCCCCGGGUACAGCAGCGAACCGCCCCGGGAAAAGACGUUUCGGCGGAACGAGUGAAGAGAAGGGCCGCGGAUAGCAUAACGAGACUGUUGGGUUCCCGUAGAACGACGACGUCAACGGUUGACCGUAAAACGGCGGAUGCAUAUGGUUUGUGAAGCAAGCAAAACCAAAACAUUUUCCCCGGGUUUGUAAAGAGCUAAAGAGAAAGAGAGAGCGAGAGAGCAUACGGUGCAUGGAGAGAAUUCCGAUUCCAAAGAGCUGCACGUAGUGGCGAAUACCACGGGGCGCACGGUCCCAACAACGGGUGGUUUUCACGGUCCGGGAGUUUUCCGGGAAUCCAGAGACUGGACUGGAUCUUCUUGGUGAGAAGUAGCAGCAAUAGUUUCCAAUUACACGCAUCCCUUUGAACGGGCGGAUGGUAAUGUGUGGCCGUUCAUGUUAGUUCAUUCCCAGCUGCAUGGAGGAAAAUCCUGCACUGUCCUGAAACAAGAGCCAUCUUGAGAUACAAUUUUACCAUGGCAACUGUCCCAACAUCAACAUCACUAACGUCUGGCAAUGAAACAGUACCUCAGAAUGAUGAUGGAUCCGGUGGAUCGCCGGAGUGGUUUGUGUAGUGAAAGGAAUUGAUCCAACAAAUUUGGUGAAUCGAAAGUGAAAACUCUGUGUUAAGUAAUAGACCGUUGAGGGAGGAAGAUGCUGAUGGGUAUCGAAAGUAGUGCUGCGCGCGUGUGUCCUCUGUCCGUUGUAUGUUGCAGUGUGUGAUGGAUUGUGUAAAACAAAGCGAGAGUAGAUCGGAAAAUCCUACCCUAUACACAACGGUCGUGAAGCUGAUCGUGUAUAACAUCACCGCACAGGAGGUGUGAUCGUAGUAGAAUCACGCGAUCUCUUCUAGCACCGUAGUACGGUGGGAAAGCAAGCAGCAGGGAAACGCGAAGGGACGGACUAAAGUAAAAAUAAAAAUGCUCCGAUUAAUUGCCACCAUCCUUGCCGUUGGCAUUUGGCUGUCGCAGUGCGCGUCGUACGGCGAAGCGUUUGUCGCCGAGGAUGACACCAACUUUUGCAACUUUGGUCAGAGACAUUGCCCCUGCCUGGGAAAUGCCAUCGAUUGCUCGAAGAAGAACCUGAAGACGCUGUUCCCGUUGCCGCGCUGGGUGGAUAAUCUUGAUUUGGCCUCCAAUCAUUUGACCCACGAUACCAUCUCGGCGCAAUUGACUGACCUUCGCAAGCUACAAGAGCUGAACUUAAACAACAAUCGGUUGCGUCGUUUGCCGGUUUUGAGGGGCGUUCGAAAUCUAACAAAGUUGUUUGCGAACAACAAUGAAAUCGAAACUAUCGACAUGGAUGCGUUGGCGGGGUUGCCAGCGUUGAAAUUUCUGGACCUAUCGCGCAACGCUAUACAGGAGCUGCAGUACAGUUCGUUUCCGGUGAAAAAUAAUUUACAGUAUUUGAACUUAAAUUUCAACAAGCUGGGCGUCCUCACGAAAGGUCCGUUCGAUCGGUUGAAAUCGUUGAAAAGACUGGAAAUUAGCAGUAAUGGGUUGGAGGAAGUGCAGGUGCUAGCCUUUCAGAAUCAGAAUCAACUGAAAAGUCUAAAGCUGAACAAUAAUCGCAUUCCUGCGUUACAAAAUGGUGUGUUUCAUGGGCUGAAAGCGAUAGCGAUCCUCGAGCUGAACAACAACAGCAUUGCCACCGUGCGAAAGGAAGGAUUCUUCAAUCUGACCAGCCUCACCAAUCUAGCUUUGGCCCACAAUCGAAUAGUUGAAAUUGAACGUUCCGGAUGGGAGUUCACACCGAAGCUGAUCAGCUUAGAUCUCUCGUACAACCAGCUGGAAUCGCUCGAGCGCUACACGUUUGAAGAAUUAUCCUCUUUGCAAACACUUAACCUGCAAGGCAAUCGUAUAUCUUUGAUCGGUGAAGGAACCUUCAACGAGACGAGUGCGCUGGAAACGCUUUACCUGAACGAAAAUCGUAUCUCGUCAACAAUCGAGGAUAUGCGAGGACCUUUCACGGGGUUAAGCCGGCUAGAGCGGUUGUAUUUGAAUGCGAACGAAAUUAAAUCAAUCAAUCGUAAUGCAUUUUUGGGCUUGAAGUCGCUUACCCUGUUGGAGCUGAGUCAGAACAACAUUUCAUCGAUACAGAACAACACGUUCAAGACUACGCCUCAGUUGAAGAAUUUUGUUAUGAAUUCAACUAAUUUAAUAUGCGAUUGUAAUCUGGUAUGGUUUUACCAGUGGAUUACCAGCGGAGAGCGGCGGGAUAAGUUUCAAGUCGAUGCCCAAUGUAUAUACCCUUACUGGUUGCGAAGUCGAUUGAUUCGUGAUCUGCAUUUAGCUAACUUUUCCUGCUACGAUUCCCCUAAACCUCAUCUCAUCGAUGAGCCGAAAUCGCAAAUCGGUAUUCGGGGCACUAACGUAUCACUCGUCUGCACCGCCACAUCGAUCGCAGCCGACCCGAUGGCAUUCAAAUGGAAGCAGGACAAUGUGGAACUGCCUGUCGAACAGUAUACGACUCAUCAGAUAAAUAACGAGAAUGGCACAAUAGGCACAACGGAAUUGAUAGUACCAAACAUACAACAAGCUGGCGCCGGGAAAUAUCAGUGCAUCAUCACCAACAAUUUCGGUGUGGUGUACUCGCCCAAAGUAAAGGUAUCCGUCGGAACGUAUCCCAGGUUCCGCAAAACACCGUCCGAUAUAAGUGUUGAGCCGGGAAAGGUGGCCCGGUUGGAUUGUGCCGCCAUGGGCGAACCGAAGCCUCAAAUAUCUUGGGAAAAGGAUGGUGGAAAUGAUUUCCCUGCUGCAAAGGAACGCCGCAUGCGCGUCAUACCGAACGAGGGCGCUUUUCUCAUAUUAGACGUUCAGCUGGUUGAUGCGGGAAUGUACAGCUGUACCGCCGAGAAUCCGGCUGGAAUUAUACGUGCGAAUGCCUCGGUGGUAGUGUUGGAAAGCCAAAAGGCUAGCCGUUCUGUAACGAGCCUAGAAAUCCCGAUCGGCAAAGCCAGUGUGCUUGAGUGUAAGGUCACUGGUUCGCCGAAACCAGAAAUAUUUUGGUUAAAGGACGGAGAACCAAUCGGGUUGACCGAGCGUCACUUCCUUACGGGCGAAGGUCAACUGCUUGUGAUCGUCGAUACGGAGAUGACCGAUGCUGGAUUGUACGAAUGUCGGUUUGAGAAUGAUUUUAGCAGCGAGACUGGUUCUACCCGUCUAAUCGUCGUCGACGGUCCGGAAGACAUGCAUGGUUCUGUUUUGGGCGAUAUCGGUACUGCAUUUGGUGGGGCAGGCAUGCAGGACAAAGAGUUAUUGCAAGCUAAACUGUUGGACUCGUGGUUGAUGAUCGUGCUAGCGCUUAUUGCCUGUGUGAUGCUUACAUCGUUCGUGUGGAUGAUUUGUAUGUAUCGCAUGAAGAAACGAAUACGUGGCUCGGUUAGUGGAGGACCGGGAGACACGGAACUGGAUCUUGCCACUGGCAUGGAGAUAAAUCAGCCAAAUUUAAUUGUACGCAGCGGGGUCGGUACCUCUACCACUCCUGCCGGGUACUUUGAAUAUUUGAUUCCGAUGGUACGCAAUGGCGAGGUAACGAGCAACGUAGAUGAUGACGGUGAAAGUGCCGAUGGCGGUACAAUUGGACGUGAUCAUGCUGGAUUCUAUACGGCAGUUUCAAAAACGAACGUCCGCUCAACGGAGCUUGAUUCGGAUGAUUUAGACGAUGAUCUGUCGUCGAAGGACUCUGGAACGGGUGGUGAUUGCGCAUCGGCGACAGGUUCGACAACGGCCGCACAUCGCGGCAGUCAGGAGGAUUUAAAGUGCCUUCUCAAUUCGCUUAACCGGAAGCACACUAGUGAUCAGGAACUUCACCAUCAUAAACCGUAUCAGCUAUCAAGACGCUCGGAUGCCAUUGCUCUACCGUCAUCGCAUCACACCUCGCACGAUCCUGAUGACGAUCCAAGGCUUGAACCUCCGCCUCCGAUACCGCCCGUAAAUGCAACAAGUGCCGUACUGAUCGUUGGACCUGCUGUACCAUCGUCAGCUGGUGACACGUCGCUCCACAGAGACGAUCGUAUUCCGGCCCAUGCAGCUCACAUAGCAACUCGUAUGCCAAAUUCACAAACCUUCCCAGUGUUCAUGCAGCCACCUUCAGCGGCGGAACCGACGUUACGGACGACUUCGCUUGAAGCUUCCGCUGAUCCUGUCCUUCCGUCAAAAAGCCUGAAGCAACCAACCCCACCACAACACCAGAUACAGGUUAAUCAACUGUAUCAACUACUGCUGGAAAACCCGCGGUUAAUGGAAAAACCGGCCAAAUAUAGGACCAAAUCGAUGGACCAAUGUCAGGAUAAGGACGGUCGGCCAACAUCGGCCAGCAGCAGCAGUGGUGUCGGCACGGGAAGCAGCAAUGGCAGUACGAUGAAUGGUGAGUGUCCCAGUGAGCAAUCGAGACAGUUAUCAUCGAGGGCGGUGACAGACGCGAGACGAUAAGCUAGACUCUCUCUUUAAUGAGGAAAGUUUUUCUAUGAAGAACUGUGGUACCGUGGCAGCAGCAGCUGGUUCUGCUAAUAAGUAAGAAAUAUUAAUAUUUAUUCUGAAAAUUACUAUUUGAACCCUCUCACCUUAGGAAAUAGCGAUUUGCUCCUACUUACAAACAUUACUGCUCAAAAAAUUUAAACUUCACGACGUAAAUUUCUUAACCGAGCGGAAGAUGAUGAGCACAAUGUCCAAACAAGCCUAAUAAUUUAUUUAAUCCCGUUGGGUGCCUUCCUUCGUUCAUUCCAACCUAGCGAAUGCGAGAAAAUGUUUGCCUGUAAGUGUUACAAACAAACACAAUUCUAGCACAAUCCAUCGCAAAUUGAGUAAUAGUAAGGGGAUGGCACAGAACUAAUCGAUCGUUCCUUUCGCCCUAGACUAAUUAUUUACGAAUAUUUAAAUGCAAUGAAGCAUUCGUGUGCUUUUAGUCAAAUUAAUGUAAGAGUGUGUGCGUGUGAAUUGUGUGAAAAGCUAAUGGUAGGAUGGUAAAUAGUAAGCGUCUUCUGUCUGGAAGAAGAGUCAGUUCCUUUUGUGAAAUUUCCUCUUAGGCAUAAAUUCAGACUUUUUCAUGACAAAUUUACUACAGCAACAAAGCGAGAACAUAAACACACACACACACAGAAAUAAUGCAAAGUGAAUCUAAAUUUCGUUGUAAUUUGCCAAGCGAUGCCUUCAUUAACUUCGGAAAAGGGAGCAAUUUAGGUUUGCUUCUGACAGUGCCUGAAAUUAUGUUGAUGAGAAAAGAAAAAAAAACAACCAACAGGAUUGUAAAAGUGCCACAAAAGACAUACAAAAAACGCUGUUCGAUAGAUUAUAAGCAUAGGCAAAAUUUGGCGAAAAUUUUCGAAACAUUUCUUACCGAUUUCAAAUCAUUAUUGCACUGCACUGUUAACAGAAAAAGGGGCACUAGUUUUUAUAACGGCCAUUUUUUGUUUAAAAUUUUGGAUGCUUCGAUAUUUGAAAAUUGGAAUGCGCGCGUGUCUUACAGUACGAUAUAAGCAAGGUUUGAUUUAAACCAUACUUACCGGGUAGCCUGUUACUACACCAUGAUUGUGAUUGUAGAAUGAAGUAAAAAAGGGUGAACGAAGUCGGAUAAAGGUAGUACGACAGUGAGAGGUAGUUUGAGCGUGUUUUUAAAUGUGUGAUAAAUUAACGCCUAUUAAUGUCCACGGCGCAUCCCAUGCGUACGAAAGGACACACGGUACAGUGCUUCGAUAACAAGUCAUAGCAUAGGUGCCUGUAGCUGGGAGCUUUAUCAGAUGAUUUACGAUUCGGUUUGCAACGCUGGCAAUAGUUUUGAUUUGAUGUGUGUACAUUUUUCUGUUCCAAUAUGAAUCGCUCUUGUAAUGGAGCGCGAUAAAAAUGUUAUAUCUGUAAGAUUGAUUUGUUAAUUAAUUUUGAACUGUGAUGUUAGUUUUUGUUAGCUGCCAUUAGAAGCACUAAGGGGUGUUUCAAAAUGGUAAAUUAGUAUAGUUUUGUAAUACAAAUUUCCUUCAUGUUUUAUUGUCCCUACAAUACACGCCAUCUCUCUCUCUCUCUCUCUCUCUUAUCUUUGAACUGUCGCAUUUAUUGGUCAUUAAUUUGCUUACUGUUAAAAACAAAGUUGUCGAAAGUUUCCCCAGGCUCACUAAAAAUUACAAUAAAUAAUAACAUGCCUUUACUAUAGCUCUACGUAGAACAAAAAACAGGUGGCAAUGAUAGUUCGCGUGCAGUAAAAUAUUCCUUGGUUACAGAACUCUUACCCUCGCAAAAUGGAUCGAGAGGCUUGCAAAUAAAGAUAAUACUUGAUAAGAUAAGAGAAACCAAAGAUACCUUAACGGUUUUGAAGGAAUCAACUUGUAAGGACGUUUGAAAACACAAUGCAACGUUGCAUCAAUCCUUUGUCCCCGUAUACUUUUCAACAGAUUGAAAGGUUCGGUUAUUGGUAUUGCAACCUUCCCAUGAUAGAUUUUGUGGACAUUGUUUUCGGCCGAGAUUGCUGGCAAAGGACUUCAAUUACCUGUUGGAUUUAUCUACUACACCUUACAAGUUUUGUUUAGCUUGCUCAAACAGCAAAUUUUAAUUAAAUCCUGCCACAUGCUUUGAGGGCUAAUUAACUAAAAAAAGCCAUACUAUCUUCUGUUCCCAUGGAUCAUUUGGUUUAACAAAUGUGCAGUCUUCAAACCUUGUUGUCUAAUUCCGAAUAUUUACAUUUAUUUAUUACAACCAUUCAAACACAUCACCCAUUAAAACGCCGAACGAUUCAUUCGAUCAUUUUUAACGUCCAUCUAAACACAAGUAUGUAAAAUUGUUCACUAAAUAAAUAAAGCAACUCCAUGAACUAUCUACCACAAAACAAUGAACCAACAAAGAUAACACACAAAACAAUUGCACUUUAAUAACAUCGUCGAACGAUAAUGUUACGAUAGGAAAGUUUUUGUCUGAAAUAAAAAAAAACUGAUGUACUAGUGAAGUAAUCGGGAUAAUAAUAUUUAUUAAAAUAAAAAGGAAAGACAAUGAAUGAGUGGAAAUACAAAAUAUGAUUGUGAAAAUA